Molecule: messenger RNA, 2239 nt
Organism: Fundulus heteroclitus (mummichog)
Lineage: Eukaryota; Metazoa; Chordata; Actinopteri; Cyprinodontiformes; Fundulidae
Gene: smim14
Product: small integral membrane protein 14
Exons: 5
Coding region: 177-494 (105 amino acids)
Cellular component (GO): endoplasmic reticulum
Source: RefSeq, a predicted model, not a curated record
CGGUCGGAAGCGGUCGUGUGUUAAACUAAACACGAAGCGAUGGUGGACAUGUCUGCCGCGGCUAGACGGUGAACGUUGGCAUCCGCGGCGCUGCAGCAGAGCAGCACAGGCCCGAGAAAGGCAGCCAGUCGUUCCCGAGGAUCUCCAGGCUCCAAGUGGAUACCUGCUGGUGAGACAUGGCCGAGGGAGGCUUCGACCCGUGCGAGUGCAUCUGCACUCAGGAAUACGCCAUGAGGCGCCUCAUCAACCUGCUCAGGCAAUCCCAGUCGUACUGUACAGACAUCGAGUGUCCUCAGGAGCUGCCAGGGCCCGGUGGGUCGGUGGGCGGAGGAGGUGACCUGACCCUGCCUAUGGUUCUGAUGGGGUGGGCUGUGGUGGUCCUGGUCCUGUUUCUGCUGCGCCCAUCCAGCCUCAGAGGAACCCGUCCUUCUGGCAAACCCUCUGGACCUCACAACAGUGAAAGAAGGGAGCCCCCUGCACCACCAGUGGACUAGCACCGAGUCAGACCUCCAGCUGCUCAGCCUGUUGGCUCGUACUGCGAGCAGGACAGCAGCAUCUUCCUCUCAGCCUUCAAUCAUUCAAUCACAUAUCUUUUUCUGCUCCUGGCUACAGUUUUUGUUUCUCGACCCUUGUUACUAAAACCUCGCUGAAUCAUUAAAUCCAGCACAUAUCCGUAACUGUAAUCAUGUUCUGUAGAGGUUAAAGAUAUUUGCACACAUAUAUUGGAAAAAAAUAUAAACAUUAUAUGCAGUUAUUCUAAUCCCUCUUUAGCUUUUUUUUUGGAUCAUCAUGAUGGAAAGCUGCAAUCGUCGUGCAUUUAAUGCGUAAUGAUUCAGGUUUAUGACUAACAGGUUAUCGAUAGCUGCAUGUGAUCCCAAUAACUGAUCGUCUGAACGUCUACCAGCAUUAGUACCGUUCUUGUCUUUACGAGCGAGGAUCGUUUGAUACUCUUUAAAUGUCAGUAUAUUGGUUAUUCACAAAGUCUUAAAUCAGGAUGUGAGUUGAAGUUCGAAGUUGGUCCCAGAUGCCAGCAGGCCCAUAAACACCAGCUCUGAAUGAAGGAAUGUGUUGCCUGAUUACAGCAGAGAUGCUGCAAAUUCCUCAUUGCGGGGGGGGGGUCGUUUUCCAGGCUUGCUCAGGCAGAAGUGGUGGAGAUUUUAUCAAGAUGUCACUAGAACAUUCCACUCUUCUAGGUUUAAAAUAGUAACUUUAAGCUGUGCCAGUACAGAUACAUCAGGAGUUUACGACGUCUGUAAUCAAUGCCUUUUCUCCAAUAAUUUGAACAGCUUAAAUGCUGAAUAAGGAUUUUCUUUUGUAGUGUUUCAAACUUGCAAAUUAUUUUUUUGUUUGUUUACAACCAUGCCUUUGAUCAGGUUCUUAAACUGUACCAACAAAUCUGUCUGGGUUAUUGAUUAUACUUUGUUUUCAGAAGUGCUGCCCCUUUAAAACAUGAACUAUUAUAGUAGCCAGACAAAAACUCAUGCUUUCCAUUGUGGCUUUGGUAUACGGAUUAAUUUCUCUAGAGAGUGAGAAUAAUCUAAAACAGUUUUUUUUUCUUUUUCUUUCCAUCUUCUGAAUUAUGCCAUUCCUUAUGUAGAAAGCUGAAUAUGUAUGGUUAAACGGUGCCAAUGUGAGUUUAUACAUCUGAAAUGAAUUUGAAGCACUUUUUCCAGUUUUGAUAUAUGAAGCUAUUUUGUGAGGUGGAAGCAGUGAAGGGUCUCGGCCUUCACUGCUUCCACCUCAGUAUUUAGUGACGCCUCAGAGUCUAUUUUAUGAAAUGUUGUUUUCCCUGUUUUACAUAAGCACACAUUUAAGCAAACACAAUAAGCCCAGAGCCACUACCUGUGCCAACAUAACCUGUAUCAGCUUUCUUUUCUCGAGCUUUACCAUCCUUUGUGGACAUCUUUGUAAUCUGGGCUUUGGGUUUCUGAAACUUUAUGCAUUAGCUUUAGGAUUGAAGGGUGUUCAGGUGCAAUACCCUUUUGGGUAUGUGGUUACUUAUUCAAUACCAUUUUGUUUCUUUAUUUGUUCUGAAGCUUUCCAGAGUAACUGUCAGGAUGGCAGGGAAGCGCUUUGUCAUAUUAACCAUGGGUCACGUAUACAGUGAGAAGACUGGCUUCAUCUCUGAGAACAUGAACUGACUGUUAUGCAUCAUAUGAGACCUCAGAUGACAAUGUUUCAUAGACUAAAGGGCUUCAACUAUGCACUUUUCCUACAAUAAAAAAAAUAAAGACUUAAA